AUUUUAUUCGUUUCUCUUUUAGAAAUGAUGUUCAUUUUUUUUUAAUGUUCCUGUGAAUUUCAAAAGUAAUCUGGCCAACAGGAUACUGGAACAUUCCUGUCCCAUUAAGGUCGAAAGGGUUAAGGGAUGUGAAACAAUAACGACAUCGUUUUAUAAAGAUAAUUACAACUCGUUCAUACUGUUUGAAUGAUUUCGUUUAGUUGAAAGUUUCAAGUUGAAACCAGUCGAAACGCGACUGGUAAAGAAAUAACUCGUAGUUAUCGGGUGGUAAUAGUUGUCAGUUCGGAACUUGACCACAUAGCGCCACUCGUAAUCGACGGAGAACGUCGCCUGCCGUAGAGUACACCCAGGCCAGGCGAAAAGGCGUCAAAAAGUUUGCGAAUUUUCGUGUGUCUGGGGCUGACGGUGGGUGCCGUAUUGUUGCGUUGCCGCGGAUUGUCGCGUCUCGCGCGUGUGUGCGUACGUGCGUGACACGUACGAGGCGUGUACUUUUCCGGGGUGCGGUGCGUUCGCACGAACGAAAAAUCGUGAGGGAUCCUCGGAUCUUAAUAUGCUCGAAGGAUCGGCCAAGUUCAGGAAAAAGAGGUGCUCCGCCUGAAGAGAGUGCACGGAGCUGCGCGCAUGCUUCCGUACCUGCUCCCUCGCCAUUUUGGAGAUAGAAUGUUAAAUUUUGGAAUGGACUGACAAAGGAUUAAGCAAGAUCAUAAAAUUUCAAGUAGAAGAUUGAAAGGCUUGGAAGACGUCUAACGGUGUCUGAAAUAGGCCUCGGCCAUUUAGUUAUUAACACCUUUACUAUGCCAGCUGUUCCAAGGCCUGGUAGCCUUAAGGACCCAGAGAUCGCUGAAUUAUUUGAGAAAAAUGAUCCGGAGAAAAUAUUUGAGGACUUGCGCGAAAUCGGGCAUGGCAGUUUUGGAGCUGUUUACUAUGCACGAUGCUUGGUUACCAAAGAAAUUGUUGCCAUCAAGAAAAUGUCGUACUUGGGGAAGCAAACUGUCGAAAAAUGGCAAGAUAUCUUGAAGGAAAUUCGAUUUCUUAGGCAACUACAUCACCCUAAUACGAUAGAGUAUAAAGGUUGUUAUCUCAGGGACCACACUGCUUGGCUGGUAAUGGAAUAUUGCCUUGGAUCUGCAUCAGAUAUUAUCGAAGUUCAUAAAAGACCUUUAAAAGAAGACGAGAUAGCCGCAAUUUGCGAAGGUGUGCUACGCGGUUUGCAUUACCUUCAUAAUCUUGGAAGAAUUCACCGAGAUGUAAAAGCAGGAAAUAUUUUACUUACCGAGAAUGGAACGGUAAAAUUAGCAGAUUUUGGAUCUGCCAGUAUAAAAUGUCCAGCAAAUAGCUUCGUAGGAACUCCUUACUGGAUGGCACCAGAAGUGAUAUUAGCUAUGGAUGAAGGCCAGUAUGAUGGAAAAGUAGAUGUAUGGUCUUUGGGAAUAACGUGUAUUGAAUUAGCAGAGCGGAAGCCACCGUAUUUUAACAUGAAUGCUAUGAGUGCUCUGUAUCAUAUUGCUCAGAAUGAUACUCCGACUCUGAAUUCGCCAGAUUGGUCAGACGUUUUUCGUCACUUUGUUGAAGUCUGUCUUACCAAAAGUCCAACAGAAAGGCCAGCCUCUGGUAGAUUGUUAUCGCAUCAAUUUGUCACCAGAACACCUUCUCCUCAAGUUUUGAUAGAUUUAAUUCAGAGAACAAAAGCUGCUGUGAGGGAAUUGGAUAAUUUGAAUUAUCGGAAAAUGAAGAAGAUACUAAUGAUCGACGCUUGCGAGACUGAAAGUACAGUUGGUGAUGCUGAUGAUACACCUGAUGAACAAACAGGUGGUGACAGUAGCAAGAGUAAUUCAAUUACCUCUGAGCAUUCGAUUCAUUCGAUGGGUGUUUCUGCAAGUUCUCAAAGUUCCUCCACUAACAGCCUGCCACUGCCAAACGCUGAUGCAAAUGAUUAUUCCACUGGAUCUGUACGAAAUCGGCAUAAAAUAUCAGCAGGUGGUGUUACUGCCAACCUUCUUGAACACGGUGCCAAUAACUUUGCAACAAUUAGGACGACAUCGAUUGUGACUAAGCAACAAAAAGAACAUAUGCAAGAAGAAAUGCAUGAACAAAUGAGUGGAUACAAAAGAAUGAGACGAGAACAUCAAGGUGCUUUGGUGAAAUUAGAAGAGCGUUGUAAAAUGGAAAUGGAAUCGCAUAAACAAUUACUAGACAAAGAAUACGAAACUCUUUUACAACAAUUUAGUAAAGAAUUGGAGAAACUUCAAUUAAGGCAUUUGCAAGAAUUAGAGCGUAAACUUAAACAAAACCAAAAUGCGGAAAAGAAGCUUCAAAAAGAAAUUACAAGUAGACAAGAGGCUGAUCGGAAAGCAUUAGAAGCACAGCAAAAGAAACAGUACAAAGCUUAUAAAGAGAGAUGGAAAAAAGAAUUGUCUCAAGAUGAAGUUACUCCAAAACGACAACGAGAUGCUACACUUCAAACUCAAAAACAUAAUUUACGACAGAUGGAAGCGCAAGAAGAACAACGACUUGCAAGAGGGCAAAGAGAAUAUCUCGAUUUAGAAAUUCGUAAAUUCCGCAGAAAAAAGUUGCUUAUUUUUCAUAGUUUGGAGCAAGAACUACUUCGAGAAGAAUUAAAUAAGAGGCAACAGCAAUUAGAGCAAGCACAUGCUAUGUUGUUACGUCAUCAUGAAAAGACACAAGAACUAGAGUAUAGACAACAAAGAGCUGUUCAUGCUCUUCGAGAAGAUCAAGUUCAUCGGCAACACACGACUGAACUUUCUAAUCAACAAGAUUAUAUGAAUAGGGCGGAGCGCGAUUUGCGUAAGAAACACGCAUUGGAGCUCAAGCAACAACCGAAGAGUCUCAAACAAAAGGAAAUGCAGAUUCGAAAACAAUUUAGAGAGACGUGUAAAAUACAAACACUGCAAUAUAAGGCAUUGAAAGCUCAAAUAUUACAAACCACAGUAAAAGAAGAACAAAAGGCGGUUAUUAAAAAAUUAAAAGAGGAGCAAAGAAGAAAGUUAGCUUUGUUAGGUGACCAGUACGAACAAAGUAUUGCCGAAAUGCUUCAAAAACAAAGUAUACGUUUAGAUGAGUCGCAAGAAGUUGAAUGUCAUAAUCUUAAGGAAAGAUUGAAUUACGAACUAGAAAUUCUAAUGGCAUAUCAAUCUAAGAACAAAAUGCAAGCUGAGGCGCAAAGAAAUCGGGAACGUCGCGAAUUAGAAGAUCGAGUAUCAGUCAGGCGAGCUUUGCUUGAACAAAAAAUGGAAGUUGAAACUCAGGAAUUUCUGCGAGAACGUAGUGAACGGAUACGUCUACUACAUGAAAGACAGGAACGUGAAUUACAACAAUUUGACGAGGAAAGUGCAAGAAUAGGAUUCAGUGCUCUGGCGAUAGCUGAGGCAUCAAAAGAAUCUUACCCAGACGAUGAAAGCCUUAGUGGCUCAAUGUUAAGUCUGGCUCACAGUAAUAGUUCUACAUCCUUCCCCCCUAAUAGUCUUUAAUUUUAAUCAUAAUAAUAGAAUAUGUAUGUAUGUACGUUUGCCUGUAGUGAGUGCAUAAUGAGUCUACCGACGUUUAAUUCAAUGACUUACAUACAUAGCAGAAGUUGGCUCGUUUCGUGCAUUGAUUCAAACCUAAGAGGUUUGUUAGGGUUGGGAAUGUGUAUUGGACUGAAAUUAAUGUAACAGCAUAUUUUUUAAUUAUCAAAAUAUGUCAACGUGAUCUAUCUGGAAAGAGAGCUUCAUAUUGAAGAAGAACUUAGAUGCUUUUUGCAACGUUGUAAUAUUUAUUAACCAUAUCCAAAUACCUUGUGAAGUAAAUAGAAGUAAAGAAGAUAAACCUUUUAAGUAUCAGUCUUAUCUACUAUACUGAACAAAAUGAGUCUUAACGUUCUUGGGCUUAAAGUAAGUCAGCUAUUAUAGCAUACGGAAAAUUUUAUAUGCGAUUACAGAAAAUGUUUAGAUACAUUUAUUUAUCACUAUCUUGCAAUUAUAAUAAAAAAAAAACAGUAUAAUCAUAAUGCUUGAAUUAUAUGUUUGAUUUUGACUGAUUGAAGAUUUGAAAUAAGAGCAACGCGGAACAAUAUUUUCGGUAAGAUUCUAACCUAUCGAAGGUUUAGUAUUAAUUGAUCUUAUCGAUAAUUGCAUGUGUUGACCUUCUAAGUCUUAUUUCAAGCUUUCAGUAACACUUAGUCUGAUACAACAAAAGCUAAGUGAGUCGAUCUAUUUAUUUAAUUGCAUUCUUAAUGCAAUCAUUAAAUUUACAAAACGACAAACUAAUGAAAAUUUAUUUACAGUAUCCUAUGUUAUAGUUAUGAUAUUACAUUCAUAUUAGUGAAUAUUCGUUAUUUCAAUGAGAGAUUAAAUUCUAAAAUUGAAAAACACUUUUUUACUAUUUUAUACAAUUUGUUUUACAUUAUUAAGAAGGAAUGUCAAUAUCAAAAAUUAAAUUAAUAAUAAAAUUAUUGUUGAAUUACCAAAAUAUGACAGUGUACAUUUCAAAUUCCUUUCAACAUUGAUCUUCAUCUAACAUUUUUUUAAUCGAGAAAUUGGUAUAUACUAUUGAAAUAGUAAAUACUCUGAUAAACAUGAAACAAAAAUGUUUCUUGUAUUAAAUUUGUAAGAAAAAUGUAAAACAUGUGUAGAAUUGAUUUUAUUUGUUUCCUAUGUUCUAAUAGAUUGAUCUUUAAAGAUACAAUUUCAACAACUUAGUAUUUAAUAAAAGCAGUAUCAUCCUAUAAAUAUUUACUAUAUUUAGCACACAUCUCAGUUUAAGUCAUGCAUUUGUUCAAAAUACAGGUAAUCAAUAAAACAAAUGCCAUUGUUAUUUAUGUAUUGUGAUUUUAAAUUAUAGAUUAAAAAAUUGUUUAAAGAAAAGUAUUUUAUUAUUGCAUUCAAGGACUCAUUUGAUUUUGCUCGUCAUAAAUCAGAAAUUUAUACAUACCAUUACCUUAACUUGCCAAAAUGAAUCUGCAAACAUUAUUCUAGUCUGAAUGUUGCUUCCAGUAUACCACAAAUCUUUUAUGUUAAUAAUUUUGCAGGUAUCAGUAUGGUACUUCUAACUUCACUAUUUAUUAGAAAGGUUAUAAUAUAGCAUUAUUAUUAUUCUGCUGAUACUAUCAUUUCAGUUAUAUUCUGUUGUGAUUAUCUGAAGUUUCCAUCCAGUACACAUCCCAAUGUUGUACUCUUAUAAUGUAGUAUCUAAUUUGUUUCUUUCUUUCUUUUUUCAUUUAAUACAUUUCCAUGUACUUUUCCGUUUUAUAUAUAUUCAUCUUCGCUAUGAAGUAUUAAAUUUGAAAUCAGAUUGUGACUCUUCCUUAAAAUAUGAUUAACGAAAAUAAUAUUUCAAUAUGUAACUGUUUGUGUUAGAUUCAAAAUGUUUUCGUUGACAAUUACAUAUUUUUUUUUUUUAGAAAAUUUCUACUAUGUAACAUAUAAUAUAUAGUUAUCUACUCGAUGUUUUAAUGCAAUAAAAAUUGAUAUCUUUACAUAAAUGUAUCAAUUUGUAUAAUACAUAAUAAGUUAAGUUAAAUAUAUCUUAGUAUAUUUCUUCCAUGUGGAAAUAACAAAAUAAUUAUGUAAUAUAGUAAAUGUAGUAAAAAGCUUUAAUUUGAAAAUAGCAGAAAAACUACCUUCAAUUACAUACUUGUCCUUUUAAAAAUUACUUUGUGGAAUUAAAAACAUUCAGAUAAAUCUCAGGAAAUAUCUUUGUAAUACACCUUAACAUUAUUUACAUAAUGUAGCUCACAUUCCAGUUUUUCUUAUGUACAAUAACAUUAUCUACUGAUGAUGAUUUAAUAAAAUAAAAUCAAAAUUCACAAUAAACAGAGUAUAUUAAAAAAACAAUUUUAAAUGUGUUCAAUUACAGCAAUUACAAUUAUAAAAGCUGAUAUAAAAAAGGAAACAUUUCUGUAAUUAUGUGUUUAAAACUAUUUAAAUGAAGAUGGUCACAAUCAACUGAAACAUUUUUUUUGUAAUAAUACGAUAUGUAAAUAUAUACACAUAUUAUAUACCAGAAAACAAUGUAGUAACUAACUGCGAAGAAGCCUGUAGAAUUACAUGUGUGUACUACAUUUAAAUUCUUCCUUAGAUUGUACUUUUAGAAAGAUGUAUGAAUUCAAUAGAUACUCUUAGCGAAUUACUAUAAUUGAUACUAAACAAUGUAGACUAAUAGAGACCUUCGUGCUACAUUCUAAAUUAUAGUAUAAUUAAACAAAGUAAGCCACAAAUUUUCAAUCUUAGUCUGCUUGCAAUCCAUAUACCAUUUUAUAAAAUAAUUAUAAAUUUACAGAGAAUUAUCAUAACAAAAUGGACUUUUUGUUUAAAUUUAAUGACAUAGCUAAUUUUAAAUACAUAAUUAUAUUGUAUGUAUAGUAGUGUGGUUGAUACACAUGUUUAAGAAUAUUCUCGUAAAUAAUGCGUGAAAAGAAAUUUUUAAGUACAAUGAAUGUUUGCAUAUGAAUCUGCAAAGUCAUUCUAUAAAAUUCUUUAAAAAAUCGAAUUCUUGAUUUACAUAUUAUUUAAAUUAAGAUUCAUAUAUUUUAGACUGUGAAAAUUACAUUUAAAAUGUAGUUAUUAUGAAAAUAUUUUGCACAUCUCAAGCUAAUAUCACAAUAACAAAUUUUGUAUUACUGUUGCCAAGUUUUGUAGCUUUUAGAAGAUGUAAAUGUUAUCGUUUUUCAACUUGAAAAGUGUAUUAAAUUUGAUCGUAAUGUAUAAGAUUUUGCAGUAUUUUCGUUGGCCUAGUAAAUACUAUGGAACGUUUUCUAUGAUACAGUCAAUAUUUUAAUAAUAUACAUCUAAAAAUUUAUGGAUUGCAUACAAAGACUAAUGUAUAAUACUUAAGAAUUAUACGUAAUACAAACUACAAGUUUUCAUAUUAGAUUCCAAAAAUAUAAGUAAAUGACAUUUUCAAUUUCAUUUAAAUAUAAGAAGUCAAUAAUAUUACAAUAUAAGAAACAUAUAUAUUUUAGUAUACGACAAGUAAUUGGUAGAUGGAAUUUCUGUUUUUAAAGAUGAAAUAAAUUAUAUUUCAAAACUUUAUAUGAAACAAGCAGGUACACAAAAUAAGUAGCAGAUAUAUUAGAAGUAAAUUUACUUAUUGUCCAAGUCCUGUAAUAAAUAGAUAUUGCAAGUAAUGAUUUUGUCAAUCUUCUUCAAAUUGUUGCUGAAAAAUUCAGCACAAUACCAAUUGUGGAAUUUUGUAUUUACUUCGUAAAUGUGGCACGACUUCUCUAUAAGUCUAAUUGUACAUAUAUAUACGAAAACAAAAAAAUAAGAAAAACGCAACUGUUGACCAUAUGUGAUUAUUAUCACAAAUUGCUGAACAUUAAUUUAGAACAUUACUUUUCACUGUUGCUAGCAUUUUGUAAAUAUUGAUUCUCUAUGUGUAAGUUUUGAAAUUGAAUCUUAAUUGUUACGAUGUCUAGAAUUUAAUAUCAUAGAAUUUAUUGAAUUCUCCAAAGCUAUGUCUCUUAACUUGAUAAUUUGAAUUUGAAACGUGAUAUAUAAGCUAGCCAAUUAAUCGUAGGCAUGGCAUGUCAACUACUAAUCAAUACCUUAUGAUUAUUUGAUCAGCUUAUUUCUCACUUAUUUCCAUCCAUGUGUGAUUUCAGUAUUUUUUUAGAAAUUUUCUUUGCAGUAUAUUUACUUUUAUCAAGCAAAGCAUUAUUUUUUGUUCACAUUGUCAGACAGUAACGAAAAUAUUACUCUCAUUGAGUAACAAAUGUACUGGUGAAUAUACUAAUAUACAUAUACUGUAGAUAUAACUUUUCGUUUGAAGUAGAUAAAUUAAUAAUUUUCGUUUGAAGUAGUGCUGUUUUCUAAUGAGGAAAAUCUACAGUAUAAUAUGUAUAAUAUAAAUAAUAUGAUCACUGUUCACAAAAACUAACAUUGAUCAAAUUAUAAAAAGUAAGAAAACACUUCAGAGCACGCAUAGACGGAGAUUUAUGAGAGAUUUUGUGGCAAUACUUGCACAUGUUUUAUGUGAAUAGAAAAAUAAAACUGUAUGCAAAGUUGAUAAUGUAACUUUAAAAGUUUUUUAUAUAAUUAUGGAUAUUAAUGGAACAGUGGUAGAACGUCUGUCUGCCUUCCACUUAAUAAUGAACUAAACUUCUUCUAGUAUUAUAUUAAGUCAAAUUGUUUUAUCUUACAUUCAAUGAACAUGUAUGUAUGUCUAUAAUAUAUUUGCAGUAUCAUUUGA
Molecule: messenger RNA, 8187 nt
Organism: Hylaeus volcanicus
Lineage: Eukaryota; Metazoa; Arthropoda; Insecta; Hymenoptera; Colletidae
Gene: Tao
Product: serine/threonine-protein kinase Tao
Exons: 9
Coding region: 795-3488 (897 amino acids)
Biological process (GO): protein phosphorylation
Molecular function (GO): protein kinase activity; ATP binding
Source: RefSeq, a predicted model, not a curated record